Messenger RNA from Hibiscus syriacus, 804 nucleotides. Its product is annotated as fruit protein pKIWI501-like. Bases 110 to 583 code for a protein of 157 amino acids. Lineage: Eukaryota; Viridiplantae; Streptophyta; Magnoliopsida; Malvales; Malvaceae. The record is from RefSeq and is a predicted model, not a curated record. The transcript has 2 exons.
UCUAUGCAUCAACAUAAAGCAUUCCCUUCUCUAUUUGCCUUCAAUCAUCUUCCUCUUUCUUCCAAAUAUUUUUGUGGUCGGUUUCUGAUUAAAUUUCCUUCGGACUUCCAUGGCUACUGCAGAGGUUGUAUCAGUCCAAACUGCACUCCAUGAGGAGAAAAAAACUGAAGAACCCAUCAAGGUUGAAAAAACUACAAAAAGUGAGGUAGUUGAAGUAGCUCCUGCAGCAGAACCUGUUGCUGAAGAACCAAAGGAAGCAGCAUCUGAAGAACCUGAGAAUGAAGCCCCGGUUGAAGUUGAAUCCAAGGAGGUUGUCGAAGAGGAACCCCAGAUCGUGACCGAGGAGCCAGAAGUUGAGAAAAAAGAAGAAGAAAAGGCUCCUAAGGAAACAGUAGCGGAGCCAGUUGCCGAGGAGACCAAGGAGACAACCGAGCCAACCGUUGAAGAAACUACAGAGUCUGCCGAAGCAGAAAUCGAAGUCGAAGCCCAAGCUGCACCUGUGGAAGAACACAAAGAGGAAGUUGCCCAGGAUGAAGAAAAACCAGCAGAAGCUGAAGCUGAGACGACCGAAAUAAGGUUGUAAGAUGGGGAUCGAUUAGCUAAGUUUGCAUGUGGAAGUCAAUUAGUUUCUAGUUGAAUAAGAUGUGUAUUACGGUGGACAAGGCUUGGAUCAUGGGACCCAAGCAUGUUGUUUUCUAAUUACUGUUUUUGCUUUUGUAUGUUUUUUUUUUAUUAGAAGACACAGUUUGCAUGCUGUCUUUGAUGCUGGAAAUAAUAAAUCACAGCCCGUUUGUUUAACCUUAA